This is a messenger RNA of Postia placenta MAD-698-R-SB12, 2370 nucleotides long. RefSeq lists its product as hypothetical. The record is from RefSeq and is a predicted model, not a curated record. Bases 242 to 2239 code for a protein of 665 amino acids. Gene Ontology annotation, biological process: termination of RNA polymerase II transcription. Gene Ontology annotation, molecular function: RNA polymerase II complex binding; mRNA binding. Lineage: Eukaryota; Fungi; Basidiomycota; Agaricomycetes; Polyporales; Adustoporiaceae. The transcript has 7 exons. Gene Ontology annotation, cellular component: cytoplasm; mRNA cleavage factor complex.
CCAUCGACCACCAUCUCCUAGUGCGCGCUUCGUACAUCUGUGCAUCUCGCCUCUUGCGAUUGGAGUGCUCCGUGUGAGGCCAUAUAAGAGAUAUAUUCUUUACAACCUCUAGCUUUCCGUCUCGAGCGAUCGGCCGUUCUCCCUUCCUCACCUCCCUCUGCGGCAACCGCGCCGUCAUUGAGAGCGUACGCCAACAAACACCAACUACAAUUUUCAGGCCAUUGUCCUAAGUCGACAAACCAUGUCGCUCUACCCUCAGCCCGCGAGUCCGGCCUUUGGCCAGAUGGCUUACGCUUCGCAGCCGUACAGUCAGCCCAUGCUGCCUCAGGCUGCAUACCACUAUCCCGCGGCUGUGCAGCCCGUUUUUCAUGUCGACUCGAACAUGUUUCGUCGUGAUUACAUGGCGCGCUUGGCUGAGCUCACCGUCAAUUCUAGACCAAUCAUACAGAAUCUAUCCAUGAUCGCGCAAGAAUACUCGAGGUUUGCCGAGAUCGUUGCUCAGUGUAUUGAGUCUCACAUUCGAAGGGUUCUGCCAUGGAUGAAGCUGCCCGCGUUCUACCUACUCGACGCGAUCUCGAAGAAUGUAUUCGACCCAUACGCUCGCCAGUUUACCCCGCUUGUCGUCCGGUUGUUCCUUGAUACAUAUGAGCAGGUUGACCAGAACACCCGCAGUAAGAUGGAAGAGAUGCUUCUCACCUGGCGGACUGGCGCACCGACAGGGCGAGAGUUGUUUGGCGUAGUGCCACAAGUUGCCAUCGAACGGCAUAUAUGGGGUGGUGAAGCGACACAGAGUGCUGCGUCCUCGAGCAGGCAUACCGCGGGUUCUAGUUCGAUAUCUACCGCCCAGGUCCUCAGCGAAUUGGAGUUCGUUCUCAGUCAGAAGGAGCGCUCUGUGGUCGCAAACCCAUAUGAUAAGAUGGCUCAGAACCAUGUCGCUGUUCUGCAGCAGCUACGUAAGUUGGUACAAGCUGGAGUGUCGCAGGAGGAGUUGGGUCAAAUACUCACUCAACUCAGAGCAUUGGCUCAACCUGCGUCUGUCCCUCCACAACUUACUCCUGCUCCGAUUCCAACUCAAUCGUAUCCUACCCAAAUGCCAUAUCCGUCGCCAGCACCACCAGCGCCUUUCCCUGGUCCCGUUGAGCAACCUACAUAUCCACUACCAUCAGCAUACUCUGCACCUUCGUACAACGUACCCAAGUCAGAACCGGUGAACUUAAGCGGCUUGUUGGCACCUCAGUCAUUGCCUGUACAGCCUACGCCGCCGUCAGUAAAUCCUCCAAUAUCUACAUUGGCUCCCAUGAAUAGCAUUACGAACCUCUACAAUGCUCUGCUGAAGGCAGGUGUCGUCGGUGCGACGGGCACGCCCACUGGUGCCGGUGCGAGCGCAAAGGUUGAAGAGUGUCGACCAUCUGAUCCCGUACGAGAUGCCAUUAGAGAUCACAGAAAGGCGAUCCUUGCCCAAAAGAUCAAGUUGACCAGCGCAGAUAUCACAAGGCAACGGUCAAAUAUCGUUGACUUCCUCUACAACCGAUUGCCCUCGCAAUGCAAGCAAUGUGGUAUCCGAUUCCCUGAUGGGCCCAAGGGCAAGAAACAUAUGGAGGAUCACUUGGAUAUGCACUUCCGGCAGAACAGAAAGGCAGGUCAGGCAGUUGGCCGUGGCUACAGCCGCAGUUGGCUCAUCAGCAUGGAGGAUUGGAUUCAUGACGGCUCGGUCGAUGUUAAAGGCAAGGGUCGUGCGGACGGUCGUAUCCUGAGUUCCAGUGCUGCCGCAGCGGUAGAGGCGGCCAAGCGUGAGGCUGAGCUGCAAGCCCAAUACGUGGUCGUACCACCGGGUGAUGAGGCGAAAUCCAUAUCAUGUCCUAUCUGCAAGGAGCCCUUGAAGUCUGAAUUCAACGAAGACGAUGAAGAGUGGGUUUGGCGCAACUCGGUCAAGCGCGACGACAAGAUAUAUCAUGCGACGUGUCAUGCUGAAGCAACAGCGUCGAAGUCCACUCUUGCUUCGCGGCUGCGGAACGAGGUCUCGUCAAGCCGCAGUCGAUCAAGAACGCCUGAGAAGCAGCAGGUCCGAACCCCCCCAAAGGUCCUUGUCCCGCUCAGUGAGGAGUCAAAGAAAUCGGCACCGUCGUCUCCAUCAACGCCUGUAGGCACGAAACGUAAGGCAGACGACGCUGACGGUCCGGGUACCCAGGACAGUAAGAGCGACGUACCACCGCUGAAGAAGCAGGCAUUGUCGGUGUAAGCAUUGACCAUAGCAUGAUGUGUGUGGCAAGCAUGGACAGGGUCGCAUUGCAUCUUUAUUCUUCAGUAUUUCUAGCGCAUAUUGUACUCUCUAGACACAGCAUCGCAAUUUCAGUCACAGCUAUUUGGGUU